Molecule: messenger RNA, 3329 nt
Organism: Cuscuta europaea
Lineage: Eukaryota; Viridiplantae; Streptophyta; Magnoliopsida; Solanales; Convolvulaceae
Source: the annotation of a GenBank genome assembly
CUAGGUUUCGAACUACAACUUGUGUAAACUUGAACAUUCUCACUUGCGGAGUAUUUUUACUUCCCUUCAUUUUUCUUGCCAAUACACAGAAAAGGGAAAUGGCAGAAAACGAGUGGCUAAAUGGGUACUUGGAGGCCAUUCUGGACGUGGGGAGGAACAAAAGUGGCAGAGAGGGGAGGAACCGGAUGAUGGAAAGCCUCAAGCAAACAACAUUCAGCAAGUUUGAUGAAGACAUAUUUUUCACAUCUGAAAAGCUUCUCCAAGUUCAUCGCGAUGGGAAAGAACUAGGGAAGACGUUUAGCCCGACCCAGUAUUUUGUUGAAGAGGUUGUUAAUAGAUGCGAUGAGACCGACCUCUAUAGGACAUGGAUUAAGGUUGUAGCAACAAGGAAUUCUCGUGAGCGCAAUAACAGGCUAGAGAAUAUGUGCUGGCGGAUUUGGCAUCUCGCCCGCAAGAAGAAGCAGAGAGAUUGGGAGGAUGCACAAAGGUUGUUGGUGAAAAGGACGUGUGAGCUGGAUAAAAAGGUUCAUAUAGAUUCGGCAGAGGAUCUUUCUGAUCUCUCAGAAGGCGAGAAGGGGAAAGGGGAAGUCAUCAGUAAAACAGAUUCUCUCUCUCUUAUGCCAAGAAUUAACUCAGAUGCACAAAUAUGGUGUGAUGAAGAUAAACCGAGACAGCUCUACAUUGUUCUGAUCAGUAUUCAUGGGUUGAUUCGUGGAGAAAACAUGGAACAUGGACGAGAUUCUGAUACUGGUGGUCAGGUGAAAUACGUCGUAGAACUUGCCAAGGCACUCUCCAUCAUGAAUGGGGUGAAUCGCGUUGAUCUUCUAACUCGGCAAAUAACUUGUCCAGAGGUUGACUCUAGCUAUGGUGAGCCAACUGAGAUGUUGUCCUUCCCAUCUCAUGAUGGUUUUGGAAAUUGUGGUGCCUAUAUAAUCCGAAUCCCCUGUGGGCCACGUGAAAAAUACAUACCAAAAGAAUCGCUCUGGCCGUAUAUACCAGAGUUCACAGAUGGGGCUUUGGGUCACAUAGUCAAUAUGUCAAGAGCUUUAGCAGCAGAACAAGGAAAUGAAGGGAAACCUGUGUGGCCUUAUGUUAUCCAUGGACAUUACGCUGAUGCAGGAGAGGUAGCAGCACGCAUAUCAGGAACCUUAAAUGUACCUAUGGUAUUUACAGGUCACUCACUAGGCAGAAACAAGUUUGAGCAAUUGCUUAAACAGGGGAUGCUCACAGAGGAUAUAAAUGCCACAUAUAAAAUUAUAAGAAGGAUUGAAGCUGAGGAGUUGGCACUGGAUUCUGCAGAAAUGGUGGUCACCAGCACAAGGCAGGAGAUUGAAGAGCAAUGGGGUUUGUAUGAUGGUUUUGACGUACAAUUGGAGAGGAAACUUAGGAUUAGGAGACAGAGGGGAGUUAGUUGCCUUGGGCGAUACAUGCCUAGGAUGGUGGUUAUACACCCGGGGAUGAAUUUCAGCAGUGUUAAAGCACAAGAUCUCGUAGACGGUGAAGCAGACCUCAAGAGUUUUAGUGGAACUGGCAAGAUCCAAAAGAAUCCUAUCCCUCACAUAUGGGCAGAGAUUUUGAAAUUCUUCACAAACCCAUACAAGCCAAUGAUACUUGCAUUGUCCCGUCCUGAUCCUAAGAAGAACGUUAUGACUCUGCUCAAGGCUUAUGGAGAAUGCCGAGCCCUUCAAGAACUAGCCAAUAUGACACUUAUACUGGGCAACAGAGAUGAUAUAGAAGAGAUGUCAAGUAACACCUCCACUGUUCUCACUACGGUACUUAAGCUCAUUGACAGAUACAAUCUAUACGGCCAGGUGGCAUAUCCAAAGCAUCACAAGCAACUCGAGGUUCCUGAUAUAUAUCGCCUAGCUGCAAAAACCAAGGGAGUUUUCAUCAAUCCAGCUCUUGUUGAGCCAUUUGGUCUCACUCUUAUUGAGGCUGCAGCUUAUGGAUUACCAGUAGUUGCAACAAAAAAUGGAGGGCCUGUUGAUAUAGUCAAGGAGCUUAACAAUGGGUUGCUUGUUGAUCCACAUGACCAACAAGGAAUAUCAGAUGCUCUUCUAAAGCUUGUUGUUGAUAAAGCCCUCUGGCUUGAGUGCCGUAAGAAUGGUCUAAAAAACAUCAGUCGCUUCUCCUGGCUAGAUCAUUGCCUUAACUAUUUAUCCCACGUCGAGCAUUGCAGAAAACGCCACCCUGCAAAUUUUCUUGAAGUUAUAGUGCCAGCUACUGAAGAACCAAUGACUGAAUCAAUAUGUGGCAUUGAAGACUUUUCUCUUGAGUUCUCCAUUGAUGCAGACCUUAAACUUAACAGAGAUGUUGAUGUGGAUAACAGAAAGCAAGAACUUAUCAAUGUACUAACACGGAAGCCAUCUUUGAAUCCCAAAUUAUCCAUUAACUAUUUCCCGGGAAGAAGGCAAGCACUAUAUGUAGUGGCAGCAGAUUGUUAUGACAACAUGGGAAAUGCUACAGAGAUAUUAUCUCUAAUCAUCAACAAUGUGAACCAAAUUAGAGGUUCAAAAUCCAGCCAAACAGGUUUAGUACUAAUGACAGGAAUGAGUCUCCAUGAGAUGAAAGAAGCAAUAAAGAAUAGCCAAGCAAAUCUGGAAGAUUUUGAUGCAAUUGCUUGCAACAGUGGGAGUGAAAUGUACUAUCCAUGGAGGGAUAUGGUACUCGAUGAAGACUACGAAAUGCAUAUUGAGUAUCGGUGGCCAUGUGAGAAUGCAAAAUCAGUCAUGACAAGGCUGGCCAAAGUAGAUGCCAGCGGUACUGAUAGUGAUGACAUGACUUGCAUUAGCCCAAGCAGCUCCCGAUGCUACACUUAUAGCAUUAAAGCGGGAACCAAGACUCGGAGAGUGAAUGACCUUAAACAAAGGCUACGCAUGAGAGGAUUUCGUUGCAACACUGUAUAUACACAUGCUGGGUUAAGGUUGAAUGUGAUUCCAUUAUAUGCAUCAAGAUCUCAAGCAAUCAGGUACCUUUCUAUUAGAUGGGGGAUAGAUCUUUCCAGAAUAACAGUCUUUGUGGGGGAAAGCGGGGACACUGACUAUGCAGACCUGCUCAUGGGCCUUCACAAGAUUAUUAUUCUACAAGAUUGUGUGGAAUGUGGCAGUCAUAAGCUUCUUCACGAUGAAGAUAGCAUCAAAUGGAAAGAUGUAACAUCCCAAAACAACACAAGCACAACCAUAGCUGAGAGUUAUGAAGCACAUGUUAUCUGCACAGCAUUGGAGAAGCUAGGAAGCAUGUGAAGUAUUUAUUUUAUUACCUUUUACAAAAAGGGUAAUAAAAUAUUGAAGGGGAUUAGAAUUUGCACCUAAAUUGAUACUGUUUUCAUA